Molecule: messenger RNA, 1539 nt
Organism: Anopheles merus
Lineage: Eukaryota; Metazoa; Arthropoda; Insecta; Diptera; Culicidae
Exons: 2
Coding region: 1-1539 (512 amino acids)
Biological process (GO): proteolysis
Molecular function (GO): nucleic acid binding; zinc ion binding; aspartic-type endopeptidase activity
Source: RefSeq, a predicted model, not a curated record
AUGUUGAAACCGCGCUGGUAUGACCAGGCAGUUGAAAAACUGGAUGAGUUUUUCGGACCGCAGUAUCAAGCUACAAUGGAGAGACGCAACCUGCGAAUGAUGAAACAAAAACCAGGUGAACGUUUUGCGGAAUAUUUGAUUCGUUUAAAACAACAGGCAUCUCAGUGUGGAUUUGACAAGUACAGUAAAGAAGUAGCCUCAACACUGCGGGACAUAUACUUAACAGAUGCAGUAGUUGAAAGAUGUUCUUCCAAUGAAGUCCGACGGAAAAUUUUGCAGAAAAAUUUGAAGUUUUCGGAAAUCGAAGACAUGGGAGUUGCGCAAGAGAGCAUAGAUAAUCAAAUAGCUGAAAUGGCAGCUGGACCAUCAUCUGAAAAAGUGUUUAAAAUCGAGCACGGCGGAAGAAAAGGAAAUCCCAGAGCGGAAUACAAGGGAUCCAGACAAGUUGAAAACAGGCGUAAUGAAAAGGCUUGUUUCAAUUGCGUACGUGUAGGACACUUUGCGGCAUCUUUCAAUUGCCCUGCUCGCGGGAAGGAAUGUAGAAAUUGUAAGAAACUUGGUCAUUUUGAACAAAUGUGCCGAAAGUUUAUGGAGAAGGGUCCGACUAAAUGUCAAAUAAGAGCAAUUGACGAAUCAUCAGAGGCAAAACAACCGAAAACUGAGGAGGAAACACAUAGUUCGAAAGUGUAUUAUGCAUUCUAUUCAGGGAAUGAGUCAAACGUAAUAUCUUGUAUGCUUGGAGGAGUUUCUCUUGAAAUGAUGGUCGAUUCAGGCGCUGAUGCCAAUUUAAUUCCUAGUGAAAUGUGGGAGAAAAUAAAAAAUCGGAACAUAGCGGUAGUUUCAUCAACGAAAGGAAGUUCGAAGAUCUUGAGGGCAUACGGAAGCAAAAAACCAUUCACAAUAUUAGGCACUUUUGUUGCGGAGGUUGCUGUAGGGGGCCAACGCAUUCAAGCGGAGUUUUUUGUGGUAGAAAAAGGACAACGUUGCUUACUGGGUGACAAGACGGCUAAGCAACUAGGUAUUUUGAAAGUCGGGCUAGACAUAAACAGAGUGCAAGUAGAUCCGUUUCCAAAAAUGAAGGGCAUAACAGCAAAAAUCAAGAUGAAUCCACAGAUCAUCCCGGUCUAUCAGCCAAUGCGACGAAUUCCGAUACCUUUGGAGGAGUCAGUAGAUCGGAAGUUAGAUGGAUUGUUAAAAAGGGAUAUAAUCGAGAUAAAGACAGGCCCGACGACAUGGGUUUCGCCAUUGGUCGUAGUGGGAAAGUCAAACGGAGAGCCUCGUUUGUGUCUUGACCUCAGAAGAGUCAAUGAAGCGGUAUUAAGGGAACAUCAUCCAAUGCCUUCGGUGGACGAUUUUUUGGCGAAAUUAGGACGCGGACAGCUGUGGAGUAAACUUGAUAUUAAGGAAGCAUUUCUUCAGAUCGAAUUAGACGAGGAUUCGCGAGACAACUUUCAUAACCCGACGAGGGUUGUACCGUUUCAAGCGGCUGCCGUUCGGUUUGGGGACUGCUCCAGAGUUAUUUCAAAAGGCGAUGGAUGA